Condylostylus longicornis is the source of this 3511-nucleotide messenger RNA. RefSeq names its product sodium/hydrogen exchanger 8 (gene Nhe1). Gene Ontology annotation, molecular function: sodium:proton antiporter activity. Bases 173 to 2386 code for a protein of 737 amino acids. The record is from RefSeq and is a predicted model, not a curated record. Gene Ontology annotation, biological process: regulation of pH; sodium ion transport; proton transmembrane transport. The transcript is spliced from 5 exons. Gene Ontology annotation, cellular component: Golgi apparatus; membrane. Lineage: Eukaryota; Metazoa; Arthropoda; Insecta; Diptera; Dolichopodidae.
AAUAAGCUGACGUAUUUUUAGAACUUACAAGAAAAAGCAUAGAAUAAAAAGAAAUACUAACAAAUAAAAAAAUGUCAAGAACGGCGAUUUAGCAACACAUUUAUUUUAUUAAAAUAAAUUAGAAAUAUUUUCAUCAAGAAAAUUCUAGCAAGAAGCUGUGUUUCAAAAUCUUAUGAAGAAAAACGAAAAGAUGUUUAAGUUCAAGGUCAGAUACUUAUUUUUACUUUUAUUAUUCAUCCCUUUAUUCGGGCAAAUAUUUUCUGAUAAAACCGAGAAUAUAAAACCAAUUUCAACAUCUAGUACACCAUCAACAUUAUUACAAUCAAUUAUUGAUACUAGUAAUUCUAGCAAAAUUAAUUCGUCUGCGAUUGUUGGAAAUGCAACUAAAGUAGAAACAAAUGAAAAAACUAGUACUCUUGUCAGUCCUUCGGAAGUAAAUGAAAAUUCCGUUUCAUCGUCUACGAUAUCCUCAUCAGUUGAGAAAAAAAUUAUUAUAAAUAGCACAACUGCACCAUCUACAGAGCAAGCUCUACCAGAUUCAAAAGCCGUUGAAAAUGAACACAAUAGUUCAUUAUCAAUUUUCUUUGUAUUAUGUGUGAUAGCACUGGGGAUAUUAUUAAUUCAUAUGAUGUUACAAACUGGUUUUCAAUAUUUACCAGAAAGUAUUGUUGUUGUAUUUUUGGGAGCCCUUAUUGGUCUAACAUUAAAAAUUUUCGUUGAUGAUAAUCGUUCAUCAUGGAAAAGGGAAGAAGUUUUUUCCCCAACUGGAUUUUUUUUAGUUUUGUUACCUCCAAUUAUAUUUGAAUCAGGUUAUAAUUUACAUAAGGGUAAUUUCUUUCAAAAUAUUGGUUCGAUUUUGGUUUUUGCAAUAUUUGGAACAACGAUAUCAGCUUUAGUAAUAGGAGCUGGUAUAUAUUUGCUAGGAAUUGCAGAAGUUGCUUAUCGUUUAAAUUUUUAUGAAUCAUUCGCAUUUGGAUCUCUGAUAUCAGCAGUUGAUCCGGUUGCAACCGUUGCUAUUUUUCAUGCUUUAGAUGUAGAUCCUGUUCUUAAUAUGUUAGUAUUUGGGGAAAGUAUAUUAAAUGAUGCCAUAUCAAUUGUUCUAACAACAACCAUAAGUGCAGCUGCAAAUAGUCCAGCUUAUGCACAAGCUUCAACGAGUGAAGCUAUUAUGAAAGCUUUACAGACUUUUUGCGCGAUGUUCUUUGCUUCGGCUGGAAUUGGCGUAGUAUUUGCAUUGAUUAGUGCUUUAUUGUUGAAACAUAUUGAUUUGAGAAAACAUCCGUCCUUAGAAUUUGCAAUGAUGCUUGUUUUUACUUAUGCUCCUUACGUGUUGGCUGAAGGAAUACACCUUUCUGGAAUAAUGGCUAUACUUUUCUGUGGUAUUGUAAUGUCUCACUAUACUCAUUUCAACUUAUCUACAGUAACUCAAAUAACAAUGCAACAAACAAUGAGAACUUUAUCGUUUAUAGCGGAAACUUGUGUGUUUGCUUAUUUAGGAUUAGCCAUAUUUUCUUUUAAGCAUCAAGUCGAGAUGGCACUAGUUGUUUGGUCUAUAAUACUAUGUUUAAUUGGUAGAGCAUGUAAUAUAUUUCCAUUAGCAUUUUUAGUAAAUAAAUUUCGUGAACAUAAAAUCACGAAUAAAAUGCAGUUUAUAAUGUGGUUUUCUGGCUUACGAGGAGCUAUUUCCUAUGCAUUAUCAUUACAUUUAGAGUUAUCAAGUGUGGAAAGUCGUCAUGUUAUUAUAACAACUACACUAAUAAUUGUAUUAUUCACAACACUUUUCUUCGGUGGGUCAACAAUGCCUCUGUUAAAAUAUUUACAACCAGGUAAAAAAUUACGCCGUUCCAGUCGAAGACGUGGCGGUCCUGGUAAUAUAUCUUCGAAAAGACGUAAAGAAAUUUCUCUAAGUAAAACACGAAAAUGGGGCAAUGCAAUCGAUUCCGAACAUUUAUCUGAAUUGACAGAAGAAGAAGACGUAACAUUUGCGAAAGUACAAGGUGGUAUUGGGUUUGGAGUUAUUGAUCGUAAAUAUUUUACUCCAUUCUUUACAAGACGUUUUACAAGUCAAGAACUACAUGAUUGUAAAAGUCAAAUGGCUGAUUUAACAAAUAAAUGGUAUCAAGCGAUUAGAGUAUCACCACAACAUACGGAAGAUGAGGAUGAGAAUAUGACAAAUAAUUUAGUCAAUCAAAGCAAACAGCAUCAUCAGCAACAGCAACGAACACAUAAAAAAAAUAUAGUGCCAGAUGAAAAAUUGCAACAAAAGCAAUUAAAACAACACGAAAAUAUUUUAAUUGAACAAAAUCAUUCAACACAUUAUCAAUUAGACGAAGAUGAUGUAACACUUUCAAAUAGUCGUACUAAUUUAGCUGAUCCUGCGAUAUAAUAAAAUUAUAUUUUUAUUUUUUUUUAUUUAAAGUAAUUUUUUAAAAAAAAUAUGAAAUUUACAAAGAAAAAAUAUUCAAACGAAAUUGUUAUAUAGAUGUUUAUAAAAAUGAUUGCGGCUUGUUUUAAAAAAAAAAAAUUUUAAGCAAAUUUGGUAAUAAAUAAAAUUCUUCUUUUUAUAUAAGAAAUUCAAUUUAUAACCAAUAGUGCUCAAAGAUAUUUAAACUAAUAUAAAAUUUUUAUCAUUUUUGUAUUUUCAAGAUACUUAAACAAGAAAAGAACUAGAUGUGUAGGUAAAAAAGAAAAUUCUAUAUUGCCUUGAUUUAAUGCCAAAAUUUGUUAAGAAUUAAACGAAAUAAAUGCUAAUUAAAAUAAAAACCAAAAAAUAAUAAAUAAAAAAAAAAAAUAAAAAAAAAAUUUUCUUAGUAAAGAUUUUAAAUUUGAAAACAGCUCAUUAAUAAAUAAGAAAAACAAAAAUUGAUAUUUUAAUAUUCUCGAUCAAAAAUUAUUUUUGAUUCUUCUAUUGUUUCGGUUUUUUGUAUUUUUUAAAAUAAAUAAAUCACAUGUAAUACAUAAAUGUAAUAUACAGAAUAAAAUGUAUAAACACAUAUCGAUUAUCUAUUUGAAAUUAACAAGAAACUGAGAAAAAAAAAACAAAAAUCGAAAAAUCAAUGUAAAUCAUGUAAGUAUUUUGGCAUAAUGUAUUACACGAAUAUAAAAUAAAUCAAAUAUAAUUCUUAAAAUAUUAAAUAAUUUCAAUUAAGAAUUUCUUUUUAAUAUGAAAUUGUGUAAUAUAAUACUUAUACUAUUUUAAAUGAAGCAAAAUAAUUUAUUAAAUAAUUUAAAUCAUAUUUCUUUGAUGUCAAUAAAUUCAUAUUUUUAUUAAAUUAAAUUUUUUUAAAAAUAUAUAUAUGUAAAUGUAUUGUGUUGUACCUUUAUUAUAAUUAUUCAAUCAGCAUUAUUUAAAAGAGGCACAAAAUUAAUUUGAUAAGUUUAUGUUUUUUAUUAUUAUUAAUUUAAAUUGUGUAUUCUAUGCGUUAUACGUACAUAUUCUAGAUAUUUAAGAAUUGUCUAAUAUUUUUGUUUAAUUUUUUGUAUUGUACAAUGUAUACAUCUAAUAAUAAUC